CAAGUCGGGCAAAAAGUACAAUAUAACAACUGGCGUUCAGCUUUAACCAAUAGCCAGCCAGCCAGCCACAUUACAUACACAAACCCUAGCAUUCAAGCCACGUUCUCCAACCUUUUUGGAAUAUUCUCGGCUUUAAAUACAAACGUGGUAAGUGACUUCAUUUGAUUGGAGAAGGAGUUCAUUCACGUUUCGCUGUUUUCUCUCGAAAUCUACAGCGUUUCAUCUGAAAGAGGCAGAGGAUGGAGGCCGUCUUUCAGAAAAUUUCGACCACCUUCCGCGAAAAAUCUUCGCUUGCUAAAGUGUUGAUUGCUGCCACCGUCGGUGGCGGGAGCAUUAUAGGAUAUUAUUCUCAAGCUAGCUCUUAUGAUGAUUUAAGCUUCGCUGAUUCAUCCAUGACGGAUAAAAAGAAAAAGAGAAUAGUUGUUCUUGGAACUGGUUGGGCUGGAACAAGUUUCUUGAAAAACUUGAAAAAUUCUUCAUACGAUGUUCAGGUGAUAUCACCGAGAAACUAUUUUGCAUUCACACCAUUGCUUCCUAGUGUCACCUGUGGCACUGUGGAACCCCGCAGCAUUGUCGAACCGAUCCGCAACAUUGUCAAAAACAAAAAUGUUAAGAUUCAGUUCUGGGAAGCAGAGUGCUUCAAGAUUGAUCCAGAAAACAAGAAGGUCUAUUGUCGGUCUAAUGUGAAGGACAAUUCAAAUGAAAAUGCGGAACUUGUCGUUGACUAUGACUAUCUCGUGAUAGCCAUUGGAGCUCGUCCAAAUACAUUCAACAUUCCUGGUGUGGAAGAAAACUGCCAUUUCUUAAAGGAAGUAGAAGAUGCUAAGAAUAUACGCAGAAGCAUAGUUGAUUGUUUCGAAAGGGCUGCCUUACCCAACUUAACUGAAGAAGAGAGAAAGAAAAUUCUUCACUUUGUUGUGGUUGGUGGAGGUCCAACAGGUGUGGAGUUUGCAGCAGAGCUUCAUGAUUAUGUCAAUGAGGACUUGGUGAAACUGUACCCCUAUGUUAAAGAAGCAGUGAAGAUAACACUUCUCGAAGCUACAGAUCAUAUUCUGGGCAUGUUUGACAAAAGAAUUACUGAUUUCGCUGAGGAGAAAUUUCAGAGGGAUGGUAUUGAUGUUAAAACUGGGUCAAUGGUUACCAAAGUUUCUGACAAAGCCAUAUCCACGAAAGAACUUAAGAAUGGAAAGGAAUCCACUAUGCCGUAUGGCAUGGUGGUUUGGUCAACGGGUAUCGGAACACGCCCGGUAAUAAUGGAUUUUAUGAAGCAAAUUGGUCAGGCAAACAGACGAGUUCUAGCUACUGAUGAGUGGCUUCGAGUUCAAGGAUACGACAACAUCUACGCACUCGGGGAUUCUGCCACAAUAAAUCAGCGCAGAGUCAUGGAGGAUAUUUCUGAUAUAUUUAGCAAAGCAGAUAAAAAUAAAUCCGGGAAACUUUCUGUUAAAGAAUUUCGAGGUCUCCUCGAUGAUAUAUGCGAAAGAUACCCCCAAGUUAAACUUUAUUUGAAGCACAAGAAGAUGAAUAACCUUGUUGAUCUGUUGAAAGAAUCCAAGGGGAAUUCAGUAAGCGAAUCAGUUGAAGUGAAUCUUGAAAAUUUCAAGGCAGCUCUUGCCCACGUGGAUUCUCAAAUGAAGUCUCUCCCAGCAACAGCACAGGUUGCAGCACAACAAGGUUGGUAUCUCGCUGAUUGUUUCAACCGAAAGGAAGAGUGUGAGAAGAAUCCAGAAGGUCCUCUGCGUAUCAGGGGUGAAGGACGCCAUCGAUUCCAUCCUUUCAGGUACAAGCAUUUCGGACAAUUUGCUCCUCUUGGAGGAGAGCAGACAGCUGCUCAGCUCCCCGGAGACUGGGUUUCCAUCGGCCACAGCUCACAAUGGCUCUGGUAUUCUGUGUAUGCUAGCAAGCAAGUUAGUUGGCGCACAAGAUCCCUGGUUAUAUCAGACUGGGGAAGGCGAUUCAUUUUCGGAAGGGACUCAAGCUGCAUUUAAGGGAGACGAAUUGGAGCUCCCUCCCUGAUAUACACCUAUCAUCACUAAGUGAUUCUUUUCUAGUCGCGGCAUUUCUUGUUUUUUUCCCACUCUUUUCACGUAAACAUAUUUUUGAGGCCAAGAGGAUCAGGCUAUAUCCAAUUUUGUUGCAUUUCUUGUUAUCCAUUCUUUUCGCGUAAACGUAUUUUUGAGGCCAAGAGGAUCAGGCUCAGGCUCAGGCUCAGGCUACAUCCAAUUUUGUUGCUGAACGGACACUUGGUUCAGUUUUUGCUCAAAAUAAGCAGUUUUGGUUUCAAUGUUGAGGCUUUGAAUACAUUGGUAUUAUAUUGAUUUCAAUAAUGUUUUGCAAUGUGCAUGUCUGAGUUUUAGUUUUAAAACGCAACACAUUUUUACGUCCCAAAUAUGUAAUCAGCAUGGCAGAACAUCAUAUUUAUAUGUAUAUGUAUA
Molecule: messenger RNA, 2435 nt
Organism: Andrographis paniculata
Lineage: Eukaryota; Viridiplantae; Streptophyta; Magnoliopsida; Lamiales; Acanthaceae
Product: external alternative NAD(P)H-ubiquinone oxidoreductase B2, mitochondrial-like
Exons: 11
Coding region: 240-1988 (582 amino acids)
Molecular function (GO): calcium ion binding; NADH dehydrogenase activity
Source: RefSeq, a predicted model, not a curated record